GCCGCCUGCUCCAGCUUCUGCUCCCCUUGGGCCCCCUCGCGCGGCUGGCGGCUGGCUCUCUCCCCGGUCGCGGCCCGUGGGGACGUUCGCAGGCGAGCGCACCUUCCCGCACGGAAGAGCCCCGGCUGGGAGGAUCCGAGUGAGCGUCGAUUGGUUGACGUGGUGCGUGCGCGUCGGGCCUGAGAAAGUCUGGGCGAGCGCGCAGAGUCGGCUCCUGUGGCGGUGCGGGGCGCAUCUCAGCUAAUCCAAAAGUAAAUGAGGAACUUAGAAAAAGAUUGCCAACUCCAGAUCAACAUAUUUAGAGAAAAUUGGAAAGGAGAAGCUUACUACAGCUUUAUUUGAGGACUUUUUAAAGAACACAGAGUUCUAGCUGUGAGCUUCAAAUCUUGGCGCAGAAACCAGAGACGUUGCCAGAGCAAACAGGAACGGGAGUACAAAUGGACGACUGGUCAAAAGACGUAACCCAUGGUUAUCUUGAACAAGAGACCAUGGGGAGAAACAAAAGUACACAGCCAGAUGAGCAACUGCCUGUGAAUUCUAAGGGAAGCAUGCAUCAGAAAUCCAAAGAAUUAGUUAAUGAAGCCACAUGUGAGGGCAUAGAAUCGCCAGAGCAGAGAUCAAGGAAUUUUCAAGUCAUCAGUCCUCGUCUAGGUGAUGAGACAGCUUACUGCACUACAGAAAAGUCCAAUUUUCUUUAUUACAGCAUUAUGGAACAUAGAAAUAAUGAUUUGCAUUACAAAUGUAUGAUUCCUUGUCAAGUUACUUCAGACUUAAAUAAAGAGGAGACAAUAGGAUUGCUUCUCAAAGAAUUGGACAUUCUCAAAGCAAGCAAUAAAAAGCUUCAAGAAAAACUGACUAAAGAAGAUGAAGAACAGAGAAAACUAAAGCUUAAACUGGAACUCCAAGAAAAAGCAACAGAAGCUCAAAUUGCUGAAAAAACAGCAGCUCUGGUUGAAGAGGUGUAUUUUGCACAGAGAGAACGUGAUGAAGCUAUUAUGUCUCGACUGCAGUUAGCCAAUGAGGAGAGAGAUGAAGCAAUUGCACGAUCCAAGCAUAUGGAAAUGUCUCUAAAACUGCUAGAAAAUAUUAACCCUGAAGAAAAUGACAUGACAUUACAGGAAUUACUGAACAGAAUAAACAAUGCAGACACAGGGAUAGCUAUUCAGAAGAAUGGAGCUAUAAUUGUGGAUAGAAUCUACAAGACCAAGGAAUGUAAAAAGAGAAUAACUGCAGAAGAAAUGAAUGCAGUGAUUGAAGAACGGGAUGCUGCUUUGUCUCAGUGCAAACGGCUAGAGCAGGAGCUUCAUCAUCUGAAAGAGCAGAACCAGACUUCAGCAAACAACAUGAGACAUCUGACUGCUGAAAACAAUCAAGAACGUGCUCUGAAGGCAAAGUUGUUAGCUAUGCAACAAGCCAGAGAAACUGCAGUUCAACAAUACAAAAAACUGGAAGAAGAAAUCCAGACACUUCGAGUUUACUACAGUUUACACAAAUCUUUAUCCCAAGAAGAAAAUCUGAAGGAUCAGUUUAACCAUACCCUUAAUACCUAUGAAGAAGCUUUAAAAAGUAGAGAGAACAUUGUUUCCAUCACUCAACAACAAAAUGAUGAAUUAGCUACCCAACUGCAGCAAGCUCUGACAGAUCGAGCAAACAUGGAAUUAGAGCUUCAGCACACCAUCGAGGCCUCCCGAGCAGCCAAUGACAAAGUUCAGAAGUUGGAAAGGCUGGUGGACGUCCUGAGGAAGAAGGUUGGAACAGGGACCAUGAGGACAGUGAUCUGACUGAGAAAAAAACGACAGUCUGGGGAAGCAAUCACAUCUGGUGACCAGGCUGCUUCAUUCAACACUGUGUAAACACUAAAGCCUUAACUUAGCAAACAGUUGUUAGAAGUGGGACACUCCAACCACAUUCCAAGUUGAGAUAAAAUCAAAUCACAAAUGUUUAACCACUUUGCUGCUGACUUGAGUUAUUUAUCCAAAUGUAUUAACUACAGACUUUUACCAAUGGGUAGCUAUAAAGUUGCAGCUUAUUUUGUAACUAUUUUAUAUCUCACUGUAUUUAAUAUAAAUAUUUUUGCUGAAAGACCAUUAUAGAAACAUAGUAAAGUUGGUCAGGAUCAUAUCUUCACAUAUGGCCCUUUCUGAAUCAAAAUACAGCAGAGUAAAUAUUGCCUAAACCUUAAUCCACUGUGUUAGGUCAAAACUUCAAAUACAUACAUUUUUCAAUGUAGAGUUUAUUUCUUAACCAAUGAGAGAAGCACAUACAUAAGAGUGUAUAGUCUUCCUUCAAUGCAUGCAUGUAAUCUUUGUUAGUUUUGAAGAAUAUUAAGUAUAGAUACCAAGAAUCAAAUGUAUAAUUUGCCUUAAUAAGAGUUUGGUUUAUUAAAAUUACAUUAAUCAA
Lagenorhynchus albirostris (white-beaked dolphin) is the source of this 2400-nucleotide messenger RNA. It is a transcript of the gene MIPOL1, whose product is annotated as mirror-image polydactyly 1. Lineage: Eukaryota; Metazoa; Chordata; Mammalia; Artiodactyla; Delphinidae. Bases 438 to 1781 code for a protein of 447 amino acids. The transcript is spliced from 13 exons. The record is from RefSeq and is a predicted model, not a curated record.